Molecule: messenger RNA, 1632 nt
Organism: Triticum aestivum (bread wheat)
Lineage: Eukaryota; Viridiplantae; Streptophyta; Magnoliopsida; Poales; Poaceae
Product: synaptotagmin-2
Exons: 6
Coding region: 456-1385 (309 amino acids)
Cellular component (GO): endoplasmic reticulum
Molecular function (GO): lipid binding
Source: RefSeq, a predicted model, not a curated record
AACAAUCGUGGGUGCGCUGCGAGGUGGAAAGCGACGGGGGAGUAUGCACCGGCUAAAAAGCAGAUCCACAGCCGGUUGACGCCUAGCCGAGUGUGCUCCAUGUUCUAGUAAUCUGGGUAAAAGGUUUGAUAGAUAGAUGGAGUGAUUCCACUCGGUGAAGAGCUAGCUGCCUAUAAGAGCUCUCCUUCGGCGCUGCGUCGGCGUGAACUCAAUUCCCCAAUUAGAAACCCUAGACCCCAUAUACUCUCUGCUACUCUGUUAAGCAUCCGUGAGAGGAUCGGGAGAGAGCUCGGGUUGCUCUUGUUGAUCGGGAGGCGGAGGCCGCGGCUGGUGGUGGCGGGGAGGUCGCGGGCGCGGGUUGUCGGCGAACCGCAGCAGCGCGGCGCGGCGGCAGCAGCCUGAGUUGCAGGAGACCAUCUAGUCAUCUACGUAGAUUCUAGGAGCCAGCUGCGAGCAUGUGUCUGCUGUGGCCAAAGACACAACAAGUCCCUAUAAUGGAUCCUUCAACGGCAUCGAAAAGGCCUGUUGGAAUUCUACUUGUGAAGGUUUUAGGAGCACAAAAUCUGGAAAAGAAGGGCCUGUUCCUGUUGGGUAGCAAAUCAGAUCCAUACGUGAAACUUAAGAUGUCGGAUGACUGGCUUCCAUCCAAGAGAACGACAGUAAAGCGCAGCAAUCUCAAUCCGGAGUGGCAUGAAGAUUUCAAAUUUGUUGUGAAGGAUCUGGAAAACCAGUCGCUGGUUGUUAAUGUCUUCCACCGGGCACAGGUUGGUAAACAUGCGAAGAUGGGCAUGAACAGGGUUCUGUUGAAAGAACUUCCCCCGGAGGAGACUCAAGUUUCAACUCUUAACUUACUCAAGACCAUGGAUCCGAAUGAUGUACAAAAUGAGAAAUCUCGUGGUCAGAUUACCUUGGAGGUGACAUAUAAGCCUUUCAAGCAAGAAGAAGACACGGAGGAAGAAAGCAUGGAUGGUACUGAUGAAGUACAGAAAGCCCCAGACAACACUCCAGCUGGUGGUGGGCUGCUUUUCGUCAUCCUUCACGAAGCUCAAGAUGUUGAAGGGAAGCAUCACACAAACCCAUACGCAAAGAUAACCUUUAAAGGAGAAGAGAAGAAAACAAAGGUUGUCAAGAAGAACAGGGAUCCACGUUGGGAGCACGAGUUUGAGUUUGCUUGCGAGGAACCACCUACAAAUGAUAAGUUGCAUGUUCAGGUCCUAAGCAAAGCUGGAAAGAUAGGAGGAAUAUUACAUGACAAGGAAACCUUAGGCUACAUUGAUAUAACCCUGGCAGACGUGAUCAGCAACAGGCGGAUCAAUGAAAAGUAUCGUCUCAUCGACUCAAAAUAUGGGCAGAUUCAAAUCGAGUUGCAGUGGAGAACUUCAUAGAAGCUGCGAGCAAGGUGCCAAAAUGAUCUAGCGCAUGAGGGUUCGUGCCGUGAAGCAGCUUGCAAAAACAUGUAAUGAACUCUGCUUUGAGAUUUUAUGUUAAUUACUCAAAGGUUUCGUGAGAACAAACGUAGGCUUGUUGUCAACAACAGAAAUGGAAUUAUAACUUCUUUGUGGUGAUAGGGUGCUCACUGUUGAACAUAUGCUUAUCGUCUGAACAGAUUGAAAUUUUGAAUUGUUUUAUUUA